Messenger RNA from Medicago truncatula (barrel medic), 979 nucleotides. RefSeq names its product transmembrane protein 230. The record is from RefSeq and is a predicted model, not a curated record. Gene Ontology annotation, cellular component: endomembrane system. The transcript is spliced from 3 exons. Bases 334 to 684 code for a protein of 116 amino acids. NCBI's taxonomy places the organism in Eukaryota, Viridiplantae, Streptophyta, Magnoliopsida, Fabales, Fabaceae.
UUUAUUAGUGAAACAAUUAAUCCCUCUUGUUAGAAGAUAUUGGUUUUCUUUAGAGGACUGUCGUAUCUCUAAGGAUUAGUCUUGAACUCAAGUUGCCGGAGUUGACCAUCGGCGGCUAGAAACGGCUUUGUCUUCUCGAUUCGAUUCGAUUCGAUUCGCGGCGGCGAUACCCCCAAAUUGCACCUGAACCUUUCCUUGCGCUUUGUGGCAACUUAAUGAACUAUACUUACCCUUCUGCUUAGUCGUAUCUGUAAAUCUAACCCGAGCUGAGGGUUUCAUAUCACUUUUGGUUGAAAAUCAUAGGAGCAAGCAAGGAACUCAGAAAGAUUUGAUAUGGCAACUAGACGCGUUCGUUACACCCCUCUUGCCACAGAUGAGGAUGAUUAUGUUGGUAAUCAAACUAGAUCAUUUGACCCUCGAUUUGAUUACACACCGAGAGCCUUGGACAGAGUUCCCUGGAAAUCUAUUGCCCUUGCACUCUUCCUCUUGUUUCUUGGUACCGGACUUCUGUUUCUUUCAUACUUUAUUUUCACUGGUCAUAUGGGGGGAGAACGCUCUCAAGCUUAUGGCCUUUUAGCAUUAGGAUUUCUGAGCUUUCUCCCAGGAUUUUAUGAGACUCGACUUGCGUAUUAUGCCUGGAGAGGUGCCAAAGGUUAUCGCUUUUCUGCCAUCCCUGAUUACUAGAGCAGAUGGGUUAUACCUUCCAAACUCAGACGUGAUCAGAUUUCGGUGCUCCUUAUUUGUAUGCUUUGCAUUGAAUAAAUAAAAUUGUACAAUGGGGUUAGAAAAUGCAGUAAUACAAUUUAGAAAGACAAAAAAUAUGCACAAGAUUAUUUGUAAGAAUAGAAAAUAACAGUAAAAUCUAGCGUGGAAUUGUUCUAUUAAGCAAUAUUGCAUGGUUCUUGUUUUCUUCAACUGAGCCUAUUUUGCAUAGUACUUGCUUUCUUCCUUAAACUGAGCGUAUUUUAAUUAUGUGGAA